Molecule: messenger RNA, 14905 nt
Organism: Paramuricea clavata
Lineage: Eukaryota; Metazoa; Cnidaria; Anthozoa; Malacalcyonacea; Plexauridae
Source: the annotation of a GenBank genome assembly
AGAGAAACAAGCACUGGAACAAAGAUAUGCUGAGGAGAAGUACCGGAGCAAAAAUCUUGAAAUGAAGAUUGAACAGGGUAAAGCUACAUUAACAUGCAGGGUCGAAAUUUACGCUAUUCCGUUAUUCCGUAUAGUAAAGCGCCUGACUGAAUAGGAACAGUUCAUGAUCUCAGCAUCAAUUUGCAUACUAGACUAUACUAUACAGGGUGUAUAAAAAAAACUGAAAAACAGCCAUUACUAUCCAAUUUUUGAUGUAUAUGGUAUCUUUGGGUACUUAUAAUGUAGAAUAAUGAAAAAAAAUUCUCGAACUUAAAUUUUGUGAACCAGGGGGGGGGGGGGUGUCUCUUCCAACAAACUAAAAAUUGCUUGCGCACGAAAUUUAAAACUUUAAUCAUAUUGUGAGUUAAUAGAUGGAUAAUUGGUUGGGUUUUUAAUUCUGUACAAAAUUUCAGACAAUUUGCUUUAGUUUAAGUCCUUCAACUAUUCAUUUUUUCCUAAAAAAUCAGCCUUUCGCAUGCUUAAUUAAUGCAUUUACCUAAUUUGCAUAUUGCUGUCAUAUGCAAAUUAGGCAAAGGCAUUAAUUAGCAUGCAAAUAGCUGAUUUUUUAGGAAAAAUGUAAGUUUGCGUGAAUAGUUAAAGGGCUUAAACUAAAGCAAAUUGUCUGAAAUUUUGUACAGUAAUUAAAAACCCAACAAAUGUUCCAUCUAUUAACUCAAAAUACGAUUAAAGCUUUUAAAUUUCGUGCGCAAGCCAUUUUUAGUUUGUUGGAAAAGACACCCCCCUGGUUCACAAAAUUUGAGUUUGAGAAUUUUUUUCAUUAUUCUACAUUAUAAGUACCCAAAGAAGCUAUAUAUAUCAAAAACUGGAUACUAAUAGCUGUUUUGCGAAAUUGAGAGCAAUUUCAAAUCUGUUCACUUUUUUUAUACAUCCUGUAGUAGAACAAAUUACGGUUGUUAUCAAUUUAUAAUAUCACUAGUACGUUAUUGAGGAUAAAUAAUUUUACUGUUACAAAUUUGUUCAUUUUGUGGUUGAGUUUUUGCACGUGCAUUAUUGAUUGAUUCGUAUUGUGCUGUAUAAAUAAGUAUUUUUCUAUGUUUCUUUUCUGAUCUUUAGUACUAGGUCUUGCGGCUUACGUCACAAUUGUCAGAGACACUAGCCUGUGAACAGGCUCUCGGAGACAUAAAAGAAUAGUGGAUCUUCAGACGGAAUAGGAAAUUUCAAAAUCUACUGACCCCUGAGUAUGCUGUGACUUAUUAAAGCUACUUUACUGUGAGCCCAUAUUAGAGCCACUUUACAUCGAUUACAGUUAUAUGGCGUGUGGAUUGUUCUGUGGAGUGCCAUGCUAUUAAAAAACUGUAUGCUACUAGCAAAAUUAAAAUUGGCCUCAUGCAUUAAGUACUUCGCACAUUUCCGUAGGUCUGCGUGCUCUAAAUGUACCUCUAACUCUGGUGCAAACGUUGAUCACUUGAUCCUACAAACAGCAUGGUAUUGGAUGUCAAGGUUGGCACCUUAUGGACAUCAUCUUCGAGGGAGCUAAGGGGUCUUUAGUUCAAGGUCAUUUCAAUAUCCAGCAGAGUUCCAUCUGAGGCAACCAUUUCCAACUGUUUUGUUGACUCUGGGCAGUCUUUAACUAAUUCAUUGCCGCCACGAAUGUUUUCGCGUUACUGAUCUGUAAACGUUGGUUGGUCUACCUCUCCAUCUAUCAGUCACUCGGAAUUUUGUAGGAAUUCUUGGAUGUAUAACAGCUCGAGAUAAACGGCUCAUGUAAUGCUGCAUGCACACAACACGAUGUAGGAUCUCGUCUUGCAUGCAUGCAUGCAUACAGCACAAUAGGUACAUUAUUGGCCCCGCAAAGUCCACUCAAAUAACUUGGAAAGGUCGGCAUCCCAAAGGAAGCAUUCCAGGUGGUGGUUGCGCGAAAGCUUUAGCUUGAAACCGACGACAUCCACAGCGUCGUUUAACAACUUUACGAGUUCGGGGGCCAGGGGCUGUUUACAUGAUCCCAGUUUGCUGGGACGAGAUGAGGGCCGGGAUAAUUUUGACGUGUUGAAAUUCCUUUCAUCCCAUCCCGGCAAUGUCAUCUUCAUACUAACUAGAGUGUUCUCUGGUGAACAUCUUCAAAACUCCAAUACGUUUCCCACAUUCAAUUGGAGAUUGAGUUGCAACCGAUCUUCUUCUUCUACAUUUAUCUUGAGUUCGUUUUAUUAAAAAAGGCAUUACCGGAACACCUCGGAAAAACGUCUGCGCAUGCGUCACCCUACACUUUCGCAAAAUGCAAGCGUCGGAAUAAUGAACGUGACAACCUAAAAACUAGAAAUAAUUACAGUCUAUUGACUACAUGUGCAAGAAGUAGUAUUACGCAAGAAAAUGAACCAAAGGUGUAGCCAAUUCGCCUCUUUUUAUGCUAUUACCUUAUAAUAUCAUGAUUGCGGGUAUUCCCUUUGUUCUCGCAGGGCCAUUAAAAACCAAUUAACAAUAAAUAAUGGUAUAAAUUAAAUGGUAUAAUUGUUUUCCAUGUCUUUGUUUAGUUUUGGCGAUUUCAGAUAUCUUCAUUUAUAUUCAUUUUUUCUAAUCGUACCCGCUUUGACGUCGCAUCGGGUAGGAUUAGAACUAAUCCUACCUGACAUGACGUAAAAGCGGGUAGGAUUAGAAAAAAUGAAUAUAAUGAGGUGUAUUAGUUUUUAAUUGCCCUACGAGAACAAUGGGAAUUCCCGCAAUCAUGAUAUUAUUGGACAAAACGUUCUUUAACUGAACAAUACAAAUAUGAUAUUUGUCGUAGGUUCAUAUGAUCCACAUUUUUCUCAAUAACUUUUUUUGCGUACUGAUGUAUAAUUUUUUGCGUUGACUAUAUUUAAGGGUAAUGAUUUACUCUACAAUUUACUCGUGUGCAAAUGCUUAACUAUUUGAUAAUUUUCUUAACUUUUGUGUCUUAAGUUCGGUAUUCACACGCCUCCCGAUCUAAAAUGAUAAUUUUAAAUUUAAAUUCGGUUUCUUUUUAGAUUUUAAAUGUUAGAAAACUUUCUAUUAAUGUCUACUCUACCCGUUUAGUGCAUUUUUUUUGUUUGUUUCACUUUCCUUAAAUAAUUAAAUAGCCAUGUUUUUGUUUACAAUUUGGAAUUUAAAUUCCUCGCCAUUUUUUCUAGUAUACGCGCAUGCGCAGACGUUUUUCCGCGACCGGUGGUCAAAUACCCUUUCACUCGUUGGUCUUGAUUUGGAACGUUGAACAGGAACCUUGAUAGUAUGUGCACACACUCUCAUGGUCUUGUUUAAGCUGAACUUUGAUAGAAGAUCGACCAAGCUAUCAUCAUUCACUUUAACAGGAGGCGAAAGGUUCCCUGAAAAUCUUUGCUUCUGCAUCACUUUUUCAUGUAGGCAUUCUGGCUCAUUCCACCAAAGUAUGUCGUCUUUCGCCUCUGCCGCCAAGGUGGUCUAGAUUUUCUUGCGUAUGCACAUGGCGCCACUGGAUCUGAGGGUAAGAUUGAAUCACACCCGUCUGUCCCUCUGAUCCUGUGGAGUGCGAUGGUGCUAUCCAACCAGCAUGUGAAAUUGUCAUAGUGAAUCCUUCAAAGGUUCUUGCAUAUUACUCACGAGAUUAGUAGCCAUAUGGGCUGACACGAGUUCACGUAUUGACUCGAUGCUCCACUACGCUGGGAAGAGUCGCUCCCACUGUGACAAUUUCUUCAUCUGCUCAGUUGGCGAAGGAACGUCCCAUGAAACCUUUCACUUACACCUCUUGAUAAAUGAAUUUUCCUUACAGAAUUUACGGCGAUGCAAACCCCAGAGGACCGUAUGUUUUGGCCGGUUUUCGUAAUGCUGCUCGUACUGUAAGUGGUUGGGUCCGAUGUGUCGUUUUCUCCAGGCCAAGAAUACACGAGUCUCCUUCACCAAACGUCCCUAACUACUGCUUGGCAAACGAUUGCAUUGGAAUGCCAUUUAUAUAGUGUGAAACAGGUAUCUUGGAAUAUCACGGUCGCUUCUUGCUUUAACUGCUUCACUCCUUACAGUAUUGCUUUCCCGCAUAGAUACUCGUAGGAAUAUCUGCAACUAGACGGGCUUCCUGUGAUGCUAGAUACUGUUCAAUUACCCCUCCCAACAGGAAGCGCGACGCCGCAAAGCCAAACAGCGCAUUGGUAAAUUUCAACGUUGAAUGUUUGAAUGUUCGUGGGGCGCCCAGUGGAAUCUGAAUGCAUGUCGCUCAACUUCCUUGAUGCGCACGUGUAAAACGUCUGCUUUAGUCUCCCGUCAGCAUAUUUGAGAGCCGGUUUUGAAGAGGUGGUCCUGCAUUCAAGCAUUCAUUCAGUCUAGUAGCUUCUGGAUGCGACAAGCCGACGCGUUAUACACGAUUCGCACUUUUGUAGAUUCUGCUAAAUUGCUAAUACACCUCUAACAACAGGUUUGUGUGCAUGGUAUGUAGAAUUCAACGCCAUCUGGCUGAUUAUUGUCUGUUUUGACGAUGCCGUCUUCCUUGUCGAUAAUCUCUGCUAAUACACCUCUGACAACAGGUUUGUGUGGUAUGUAGAAUUCAACACCAUCUGGCUGAUUAUUGUCUGUUUCGACGAUGCCGUCUUCCUUCUUGAUAAUCUCUGCUAAUACACCUCUAACAACAGGUUUGUGUGGUAUGUAGAAUUCAACACCAUCUGGCUGAUUAUUGUCUGUUUCGACGAUGCCGUCUUCCUUCUCGAUAAUCUCUGUCAGCAGUUUGUUGCAGCCACUUAUUUCGAUUGUUUGGAAGAGGAGGGUGGGUCCCCUCAAUCUCUUUCCUCGCCCGUUGCUAACGAAACUCAGCAUACAUUACAAUAUACCUCUCGUUAAUCAUAUCCGGUGAGUCAGUCAAUCCUAAGACGUCAGGUGGACAGAGUUCCUCGUAAUCACUCUGGCUUGCUUGUGUCAGUGACAACGCAGUAUAAUCAAUCUCUUUUCCUUGAGCAAUGAUAGUCCAACCGAACCGAGUUUUAUCCGCCACUGGCUCACAGAUAUUACCAACGACACCGCUCACUAUACGCUCCUAAGUUCAUAUGUGGACUGGUAGGUUUGGUAUAGUGUCGUUGUCAGCCGUUUGAGCACUUUUUAAGUGUUCAAGAGUUGUCUGUAGUUCGGAUGUCCUAACACAAGAAGAUCUCCUUUAUCAACUCUUGUGACAUUAACAUCCAUGCUAAAUUUCCCAUCCAGAGCUUGCACUGAAGCUAAUGAUUAGUAAUGAAGCAUAUGAGUUAUACGUGCUCCAGUCUGAGAGUGCUCUACAUUUCGCAUCGUCAACUUUCACUAUCACAACAGGAUAUGCAUCUUCAUUGUUUUCUGUUGCAGAAAGAUAUACAUUUUGCUUAUUACAUCUGGAAGUAUGGUGCUUGAGGUUGCAAUUUUGCCAGGUUGUGUCACUUUUACACUCUGCUGCACGAUGCUUGCCACCUAAAACGCUUCUUCAUUGUCAUAAGGUUUUGUAGAACUCAUGUACUUCGUUAGAUUGUGCGUCACUUUUGACUGGUAAUCCCGUGAUAUUCUGUACGGGUAUAUUAAUAACCUCACUCGUUUUCCCGUACUCGCUUUUGAGAAUAUUCUUUGCUCUUCCACUCCCCUUAUCGAGCUAAAAUAGAAUAAUAUCUCAUCGGAGGUGUCAUUUGAAGCGCGUUAAAAGCGUAUCAUGCGAGUUGCGUAUAUAAAAACUAAUAAUUUAUGUUAUACUGAUUUUUUAGAAAGAGUAAAAUUUUGCCAGAGUCGAGACAGAAAUUCCAAAAUGCAAGGUAGAUUGGUGAUACUAUGUAUGUAUAUAUAAAUAUACCGUAUACACAUUACGUUUCGACUUUAUUGUCUUCAUCAAAUAUAAUCCUACUUUACAGGCGAACCCAAUUUAUACCCUCCCAAUUUUGCUAAUUAUGCAUAAUAUUUUGCUAAUUAUGCAUAAUUAUGCUAAUUUGCUAAUUAUGCAUAUUAUGCAUAAUUAGCAAAAUUGGGAGGGUAUAAAUUGGGUCGCCUGUAAAGCUACGAACCAUUAUAUCAUGCUAAUUAGGAUGAACAAUUAUAUAAUGCCACAUGUGUUUUAUCAGAUAUAAAGUCACUCCACGUGACAUAUUAUGGCUGACAUGAUUUGCCACAAGGUUUAUGAAUUAUUAAUGAGUAUUUUAAAUAUAUAUAUAUAUCAAAACUUUUACGUUUCGGCCUCUAAAUUCUUAAUGUCCCCAAAACUGGUAGACUGUUCCAUGAAUUUGUCCCGUACUUUCUGACCAUGUAAAUGAGUUCAGUAUUUGUCAUUCAUCGAGAUUGGUAAUUCCUGCAGAUCAGAGAGAGUACCAAUUCGGAUUAAAAAGUUCAUUAAUGUUCGCGGGCGCGCGGCGAUGUAUACAUCUCACCUGAUCUCACUAAUCUCAAAAAUAUGGCGGACAGUCGAUCGGGAGUGCAAUGACGGAGAUUCAAAAACAUAUGAGAAAAUAAUUUGAAUUAGAAAGGAGCACUGAGCAAUUUUUCGUUCAUUUGCCGUUUAACUGUUAAAGAACUCGGGAAAUUAGGGGGCAAUUUAUUCCUCUCGGAAUUAGCGGAAGGCCUUUGGAGGAGGUAGCGCACUACUGUAUAUAUAGUUGCUUUGUGAGACCCUGAAAUGCAGCAAUGUAAAUAAAUAAAUAAAUAAAAAUAAGCUGUAUAUUUUUCUAGAGACAGUAAAACUUGCUCAACAGAAGGUUGGACAAACUGACAGUCAAGCUGAAAGGUUCACCGUUUUAAAUUUAUGAAACCAAUUUUUUUUCAACAUUUUUUACCCGUAAAAAAGAUAUUCUCACAGCAGUCUGAUGUUAGCCGCUAUCAUGUAUCUUGAGAAGUGAGAAUUAAGAUGAGAUUGUCUUUUCUACUGUAUAAGCCCAUUUUUACUUGAUAAUGACGUGUGUUAACGUCGAAACGUCGUCGGUUUUUUAAAACUUUUUAAAUACUUUUUAUUACAUUCUGAAAUGAUUUUCAGAAACAUUUUAGCGCAACAUUUUAUUGUGAAAGCCCAUUUUGCCUGGCAAAAUUAUUUAGGGCGUUUCAGUGUAGACUACUAGAGUAUAUACAUACCGUUUGGCUGACUAAUAUUCCUAUUUAUAAUUUGUUCUGUUUAUAAUGUAAAGGUUAAAUGAAAUAAAUGAUGCGAAACAAAAGGUCAUUGCUGAUUUGAAUGAGAAAAUUAAACAGGAAACUGACAAGCAAGAAAAUGACGUGUGAGUAUAUGUAUGUUGUUGUUAUACAGGGUGUCUAAAAAAACGCUAUGGAAUUGAAAUUCACAACAGGCAUGUCGUGCAUCAUAAACGUGGCUAAACAAUUACAUUUUUACAUACGACGAAAGAACAGUUAUUUAGCUUUUCAAUGAUACUCUUUUUAAAUCGUAACGAUGAGAAAUGGCCACAAAUACUCUUAAAAAUUGCCUGUCGAAAUCACAUUCUUCCACCGUUGGGAAUUGCAUGGAAAACGAAACAUAUAAAAUGAGCUCAAUUCGUCAAUCUUCGUCUUAGUGAGACAAUACUGUAACUCAGUAUAAGAACGUCCAUUAAACAUGGUUCAAUUAACCCUUGAACAGAGAACAUUCGUAAUCAAAACCUUUUACGAAACAAAUAGCUUGCAGCAGGCUCGCGUUGCUUUUGGAUUGACUAACUUUGCAUAAUUAUGAUGUAUUUUCAAUUCCCGCGGCCAACGGUGGAAGAAUGUGAUUUCGACCGGCAAUUUUUAUUUGACGAGUAUGUGGCCAUUUCUAAAGUACUUCCUCCUACAUCUAUUGAGAACGAUUUGCGACCGAUUUCAUUGACCUCGCAAAUUUCCAAAAUUAUGGAAAGAUUCACAAUUAACUCGUUGAUGCCUCAAGUAAUUGACCAACUUGACCCUAAGCAAUUCGCACUUCCAAAUAAAUCAACUACCCAUGCCCUGGUGUACCUUCUCCAUCAAAUUCUUGCUGCCUUAGACAGUGGUCAUAACUCCAUCAGAUUGUUUUUCGCCGAUUUCAGGAAGGGCUUUGAUUUAGUGGACCAUAGCGUUAUUAUAAACGAACUUGGAAAUCUUAAUGUUCACCCUGUCCUUACUCGCUGGAUUAAAGCGUUUUUGACCAACCGUCAACAAUGUGUCAAAGUGGAUUGCCAUGAAUCCUUAUGGAAAACCACCAACGGAGGUUUACCCCAGGGAACAUGUCUGGGCCCUCUUCUAUUUGCUAUCUUGGUUAACCCAUUAUUAAAGGACUGGAAUGGUCGCCUAAAAUUUGUUGAUGAUACAACAGCACUGGAAGUAGUCCAGUGCUCUCCCAGUCUUUAGUUGUUCAAGAAAUCUCCAACUUCUCAUCCGCUCGUGGAAUGGAGCUUAGCCCCAAAAAAUGCAAAGAAAUGAUUAUAAAUUUCCUUCAAUACCGAAUUCCAUGUGAUCAAUCAAUGUUCAUUAAUAGACAAUGCGUUGAAAGAGUACAGAGCUUUAAGAUCUUGGGUGUCUAUCUAUCAGACGAUCUUACCUGGAAUACCCAUGUUGACCAUAUCUUGAAGAAAGCUAACUCCCGACUCUUUGCCCUCUGUUUAUUGAAGAAAGCAGGCCUGGGUCACACUUAUCUUAUAACCAUCUACUGCUCAGUUAUUCGCUCCAUACUCGAAUACGCAUCUCCAGUAUGGGCAGCUCUUCCUGACUACCUAUCCUCUAUCCUCAUAUAUAUAUAUAUAUAUAUAUAUAUAUAUAUAUAUAUAUAUAUAUAUAUAUAUAUAUAUAUAUAUAUAUAUAUAUAUAUAUAUAUAUAUAACUAAUUCAAAAAAGGUUGUCCUUUGCAAACCUUAAAACCUUAAACUCUAAGCGCGCAAAGCGUAAUGGGAGCACUAUUUAAGCAGUUUAGAAAGCAUACAUGGAGCCCAUUUCUUAGAGACAUGGUAAAUAUGUGCCUGCGAAAACAUUUCACUCACAAACAGCUGCAAUAUUCAGCUACAAAGCUAGAAAUCAGUACUCCCAUUAUCCUUUGCGCGCUUAGAGUUUAAGGUUUAAGGUUUAGAGUUUAAGGUUUGCAAAGAACAACCUUUUUUUGAAUUAGCUAUAUAUAUAUAUAUAUAUAUAUAUAUAUAUAUAUAUAUAUAUAUAUAUAUAUAUAUAUAUAUAUAUAUAUAUAUAUAUAUAUAUAUAUAUAUAUAUAUGUACUAUUUAAAGCACGCGUAGGAGUGUUUUAUCACAUAUAAAACAAGACGCGUAGCGGAGUGUUUUAUAUGUGAUAAAACACGACUACAAGUGCUUUAAAUUGCUUCAAAAACGACUCAUCUUAUACAAGUUGAUUGGCGAAGUAAUUUUUAAAAUAAACUUUGUCUAAACCGAGAAAACCAAAGCUAAAGUUUAUGUAAAUUAACAUGAUUUUUUAUCACAUAUAAAACCACGACACGCUUAUGAUUUUUCUUUGUGUUUUCCUCCUGAAUUAUUAAUGAGUUUUUGAUAUAUACAUAUAUCUUUGAGUUUUUGAUAUAUAUAUAUAUAAAAAUAUAUAUAGCCAUCUUUGGCUCCAAGACGUGAGCCAGCCACUAACUAGUUCACUGGUCAAUGAGGACAAUUUAAGCUAUGAUGGGUACUUAAUUAUUUCACAGUUAUUGGCCAGAAGCUGUUGUGAUUCCUUCUUUAUGACAGCAUUUAAUCAAAAUUGACAAAAUAAUGUUUCGCAUGAUCAUCGAAUUUGGGAAUUGGGACAAGCAUUAAACUUGCCUUUACCAAGACGUUUCUGACCAAGACUAAUGACGUUGGGUAUUAAGGCCACCGAUUUUUGGUUUAGAUAGCUACUUGCUUGUUAAAACGAAAAACAGUCAAUGGCAUGAUAUGUGCAUGGGCUCAUUGUUCCCGAUCCUCUGUACUGGUUUCGAUAAAUACGUCAAACGAUUAAUCGGCCGACUACAAUCGUAGUGUGUGCGUGAUAUGGACAUGAAACAAAUUUAUUUAAUUCAUUUCACUAUAGUUAUGUUACUAGCCUAGUCUAGAAGGUUUUUCAAGUAUCCAACCAAAGAUAUUCUAUUUUUCCAGAACCGAGUUUCAGUUAAAAUUGUCAGAGCUUACUCAAUUUUUCAGAGAUGCAAAAAGAGCAUAUGUAAGUACUUUGUGAUUCUACUGUACAAUGCUAAGCAUAUUCUUCAAAUAUAAGUAGUACCUACUGUAGUACGCAGUAUUUAGAGAAUUACAAUAGAAUUACUAUACAUCAGAAUUUCCCUUCAUUUACAAUUUUAUUUAAUCAUUCUAAAGUUUAAAUUAUUGUUUGGUAAACUUCAAUUUUUUAUGUGGAGUGUUGUCACAUAAAGUGUCACUAUCAUGCAAGGGUUUGUUUGUUGACUUCACUGUCUUCACUUCUCAUCAGAUUUAUAUACAUGUAUAUUAUAAUUAUAAGGAGUUACUAUCGUAGUCUAGGAGUUACUAUCUCAAGGGAUGUGCUGCGUCAAACUCGAGGCUCUCAAUUUAUAAGAUUGUGUAAAAACUGAGCACAUAUUGGCCUAUUUAGUAUUGUUUAUAAAUCGCUGAUACAAACGCGUCUCCGCAGACGUUUUUAUUGUUUCAACACUCAUAACACCAUUUCUUUCACUUUGGAUCAUGAGGCUAAACAUGAUCGCGCAAAAGACUGGACACGAGUGAAAUAUAAUCUGGAAAAACACAAGCGAUUGAAUCACAUGCAAGCAGUGACAAGAAUAGUGUCAGUGUGCUGGCGCUGCGCUCGGCAGCAAUAAUGACUACAUGCCCAUUUGUACAGACAGAGAUGAAUAUAUAGAAAACCUUUAUUUGGAUUUACUAUUCAUCCUAGUGGCGGACAAAAGUCUGGUACCAAAUAUCACAAUCCACAAGCAUUGUUUAGGAGCAAGUGGCAAGUGGCAAGCAUGCAAUCACACCCAUAUAACGUAAUUGUCAUAUUAAGUAAUGAAUAUUAAAUAAAACUUAAGCUAAAGUUACCAGUAUAGCCAACAAUAUAUGAUUCUGUACAAUGCAUGUCAGUGAUGGUACAACAUACGCAUUUUAUACAAUCUGCUUUGUUCUGUGUAGGAUUCCUUAUAGGGCUCUACUGAUAAAAUAUUUUAAACAACCAGAAUUAAUACAUGAUUAAUUGAUUAUCGUAGAAACAGUAUCUAAUGUCAGUCAAAUGGCACAACUCAAGACUCAAGAUUCAUUUCAUCAAGUGAUCCAUGUUCCGAAAGAUUCACAUAACUUAGAGCCUUAAACAGUCACUGAAACUCCUUUGGCAUACAUGUUUAAAAUUUUGCCUCCCCCCCCCCCAAUAUUUCGUGAAGUGCCCGCCACUGGGUCAUCCUGUAGCUUAUGUACACAAUACGUACCUAUUCUAGGCGAAAGAUAACUUAACGAAGGAAACUAAAGAAUGGAAGGAAAACAUGGAUUCUGUAAUGAAUGAAGGUACAACGGAUCGACCGUCUGACUGACUAGUCGAUUGACUCACUGACACUUAUUUUUUAGGAUUGCCGACUAUUCUCACACUCAUCAAUUAAAUAAUUUUGUAGCAGAAACAAAGAACAUUGAACUUGAAGAUGUGACCAAAGCUUUUGAAAAUCUUUCAGUAGACACAAAUAAAAUUAAAGGUAUAAUAUAUGGUACAGUAUAUCAUGUCUUAAUGCACUUUGAUAUAUUACUUCGAACAGUUGUCCUGUCGCUUAGUCUGAGGUUGUUAUGCUUUAUGGAAGUUUAAUUAACACUCUGGUGUUCUUCAUAGAACUUGUGGGCGAGAAAAUGGGACACAAGGGAUUGACUUACAAAGAAUUGAAAGCUGCAAUGUAAGUGAGAAAACAAAUGUGCAUGUCAGAACAAGUGGGAAAAUUGUCCUCGCUGACCAAAUUCUAUCGCGGGCGCCUUUUUGCCAACUAAUUUUGUCGAAAACAACGAAAAUACCGAUUUCGCUGAACUGUCUCUCGUACUGCAUGCAGUGGAGUAAAAAGAAAAGCAGAUUUUUAAAGUUUAAUUUUGCACUUGACAUAGUGUAUUACGUCUAUGGUUAUUAAGGUUAUUAAUAGGCUUUGUUUAUCUUAUUAAGCUAAAAACGUAUUUUUUUAAUAACUUUUAGUGAUCAAUUGACACGUAAACAGGAACAGCUUCACAAAUUUUUGAAAUGGCUUGAAUCUUGCGAGAGUGACGCGAAAGCAGAGUAAGUUUGAACAGCUUUCUCAUACGCUAUAGCUAACAUGAAUUCACUGAUAAAAAUCGCAAAGAAUAGGAAAUUUUAGUCAUGUUUAAAAGGUAAAAUAUUUUAAUAUAAAAUGCAUGUCAGUUGGUUAUCAAUUAAAUUAAGAUAGGUAAUCCCUUUCAUCUAUGUAGUUUUCAAUUAACGUUCUAUAUAGAGAUAUCGGAGAAGUUUAGUUUCGUGAAAAUGUUAAAUGCUUCAUCAUGUGUUAAUAAGAGGCUAUCGGGGAAAUCUUAUAUAGUAAAUGUUUUGUUUCAACUCCUGGGAACAAUAAAGUUGACAUUUAAAUGGUGUACUGUAGACCUAUCGAGUAAACAAAUAGUUCAUGAACAAAUACCACCGGCAGACUACAGUAUAUGUGUGCAAUGAUAUAUGUUUAUGUUCAACAAUUUACUUAUGUUCAACAACAACAUAAUUUGUGUUCUUAGAAUCCAAGCGUAUAACAAAAGAUGUCUUACUGCUGAACAGGAACGUGGAAAUAGCGUGGUAAGUACAUUCAACAAGUAUCAUGCACCGCUGCUGAAAAAUUAACCAGUUAACCAAUGCAAUUUUUACUGCAACCCCCCAUGAAACUGACACAGUUUCAGUGACAUAUAAGAGCCAUGUUGUGUUAAAAAGUAUUCGCAGGGGAAUUGUGAGCAUGGCCCACGUUCAACUUCGACCUUUUCUUUUCUUAACAUACCAAAGAGGCAACAUAGACCACCUGAAACUCCACGGGCGUUGCUCACAGAUUUUCUGUGGAUACUUUUCUAUAUAUCAUGCUCUAUGCAGCCUAGACCUGGGCCUUAUUUUUAAUAUUUUGGCAGCACUUUUUCACACGAGAAGAAUGAGACCAAGGCGAUUUGGGGUUAGAAAUUGUGUAAGUUGUAAGAUACUGCAAAAAUAGCCUUGUGUUACAUAGCCUUAAUUUAUUUUGUCCAAGGUGGAAACUGAAAUGGCGGACGUUAUUGUAAGAGAUAUAACUCCUGCACAAAUAUAUCAAAGUACUCGGGCAGCAGGAGAGGGUCAACGUUUUCCUAACGGUAAGUUGAAGUUCUCAAUGCUGUUCCUCUAGUCCUAUAGGGGCACAACAAGAUUUUUGCACCAUCACGGCCUAAUUCAUUUUGCAUAUUUAGUGCAUGCGAUUGUUCACUUCGCAGCACGCAGGGGCGCGAAUAUAUAAGCACAUAUAUAAAAACAAAUGCCUUGCUCCAUUGAGAUUGUGAAUUCAAUUCCCACUCCGUUUUCAGACCAGCCCUUCAAUUUCAUUUUCCCCGCGAAAAUACACAUGCUUAUAUCGCUAUAGGACGAUCGGAUAACUGCGAAGCAGGGCGCUUAUAUGUAAGCGCCCUACUUCGCAGUUAUCGGAUCGUUCUAUCCACCUUGCUUCAUAGUUAUCCGACUGUUCAUAAUGCAUAAAAGCGCGAGAGAAGAAACGCAAAACAUUUUCUUGGCUUCGCUGUGACAAGCAACAAAAUCACAUCAUGGAUCAACAAAAUCAUCAUCCAAAACAAUAUCCAUGGAAGAACUUUUCAGUUGCAUGGAUCGUUGAGAUUGCUUACCAAAUAUUCAGUAAAGUGAAUCAGCACGCCAGCUAUCAAAUUGAUUCAAAUAGCCAAUGUCCGAGUAACUGAACUACCAUUUAAUACACAUUAAAAUACAUGUUUAGUGCCGCAACCUAACACUGUCGCGGUUUGGUUGCGGUUCGAUUGCGAUUUAGUGGCUGGUAAGGCUGUGUUUCGGUUGCGCUUGUCUAUCCAAGGUAAUGUGAUUACUAACCACAUAUUAAGCACGAUUUUUGUUACACCAAAUUUCUUUCUCUGCCGUACCAUUGGCCUAGCAGGGAACGGGGUGGGAUGCAAUAACCCACCCGCAAUAACUCUGAAAGCUUUGAAUAAUAGAUGUGUAACAAUGAUUUUUCAACAAUGAAAGCAUUGGCCAUGGUAUAGGCUGUAAAUUAAGCUAUGUAUUGCAUAAAAUUUAAGGAAAAAUAUUAAAGAACUGAAAUUUCCAGGUGGUAAUAUAUUGGCAAGCAAUUUGUCCCCCCCCCCCCUCUCCCACUGAGCGGCACUGUAUAACAUGCUGUACAUAAUUAUAUUGUGUAGGGGAGCAGCCAUCACGAAAUGAACAUUGUAAUAUACCUGCAAAUUACCCUGUCCAGCAAAAUUCCAGCCAACUUGCAAACAAUGUUGAUCAGGGGUUAAGAAAUCAUCACCAUGUCCCAAUCCAGAAUGCUGCACCAGUUACUCUUGCAGCUUCAGGUCAUUUCCCUGAACGUGUGAACGACGUCGUUGAUCAAGAGGCAAGAAAUCGUCACACUGUUCCAAAUCAGAAUACUGUACCAGACACUCGUGCAGCUUCAGGUUAUUUUCCUGAACGUGUGAACAACGUCGUUGAUCAAGAGGCAAGAAAUAAUCGCACUGUUUCAAAUCAGAAUACUGUACCAGACACUCGUACAGCGCCAGCUCAGAUUCCUGAACGUGCGAACGUUGGUCAAGGGUCACGAAAUCAUCACGCUGUCCCAAACACCCCAGCAGCCUCUCGUACAGUGCCAGGUCAUAUUGCUGCAGUUAAUUCUCCUUCUUUCUUCAUUUCUUUGCCAUUUGGUCGCACCCGUUAAUGGUUAGUUACACAUUUGUACAAUUGAAUGGUCAGUUUUUGAAUCUUUACGUCAUUGCAUUUGUUGCGGUGGCUUGUUUAACAAGCAAUACAUGUAAAGGUAAAUUAUAUAUUUGUUACAUAAUUUAAUUUGCACAGAACGUUUUAAGUUUAAAUUUUCCAAAGUUAAUUAAUUGUUGAUUCAAC